UAGCGGUAUUGUUGGUAUUGAUCUGUGGGAAGUAAUCUGUUAAGAUGCCGGAACCCGCCAAAUCUGCUCCCGCGCCCAAAAAGGGUUCUAAGAAAGCGGUCACCAAAACGCAGAAGAAGGGCGACAAGAAGCGUAAAAAGAGCAGGAAAGAGAGUUACUCUAUCUACGUGUACAAGGUGCUGAAGCAGGUGCACCCGGACACCGGCAUCUCGUCCAAGGCCAUGGGCAUCAUGAACUCUUUCGUCAACGACAUCUUUGAGCGCAUCGCCGGCGAGGCCUCCCGCCUGGCGCACUACAACAAGCGCUCGACCAUCACGUCCCGGGAGAUCCAGACUGCCGUGCGCCUGCUGCUGCCCGGGGAGCUGGCCAAGCACGCCGUGUCCGAGGGCACCAAGGCUGUCACCAAGUACACCAGCUCCAAGUAAAAUAUCCUGGUGUUAAUAUUUUAAAUUCAACGGCUCUUUUAAGAGCCAC
Messenger RNA from Gavialis gangeticus (Gharial), 474 nucleotides. RefSeq names its product histone H2B 1/2/3/4/6. The record is from RefSeq and is a predicted model, not a curated record. The coding region runs from base 45 to 425 and encodes 126 amino acids. Gene Ontology annotation, molecular function: structural constituent of chromatin; DNA binding; protein heterodimerization activity. NCBI's taxonomy places the organism in Eukaryota, Metazoa, Chordata, Crocodylia, Gavialidae. The transcript has 2 exons. Gene Ontology annotation, cellular component: nucleosome.